UCUUAUAUCACUCAGGUGAAGAGCCCCUUCCUCACACAAACACUUCUCUCUCCUCUCUCUCCGCAGAUUUUCCCCUUGGGGCUCAUUAUUAUUAGCAUUGAUGCUGGCAGCGCCGGUGUUCGUUUUCAUCCAUUAAUUUCACCAAUCGAAUUGCAGUUCCUGCCGUGAUUUUGCUGCUGUCGUUCAUUGAUGUCGAAGAUGGGUGGUGAUAUGGCGCUUAGCUUGGAAGGAAUCAAAAAUGAAACCGUCGAUCUGGAAAAGGUACCGAUCGAGGAGGUGUUUGAGCAGUUAAAAUGUAACCGCGAAGGUUUGAGUUCAGAUGAAGGAGCCCAGAGGCUUGAAAUUUUCGGACCCAACAAAUUGGAGGAAAAGAGGGAGAGCAAGUUCCUCAAGUUUCUUGGGUUUAUGUGGAAUCCACUAUCAUGGGUUAUGGAGGCUGCAGCUAUAAUGGCAAUUGCACUUGCUAAUGGCGGUGGAAAGCCACCGGAUUAUCAAGAUUUCAUUGGUAUUGUCUGCCUCCUUGUUAUCAACUCCACCAUCAGUUUCAUUGAAGAAAACAACGCCGGAAAUGCUGCUGCUGCACUUAUGGCUGGUCUUGCUCCUAAAACCAAGGUUUUGAGAGAUGGUCGAUGGAGUGAACAAGAAGCGGCGAUUUUGGUUCCCGGAGACAUUAUCAGCAUCAAGCUCGGUGACAUCGUCCCCGCCGACGCUCGUCUUCUCGAAGGAGAUCCUUUAAAAAUCGAUCAAUCCGCACUUACCGGAGAAUCCCUUCCGGUGACGAAAAACCCCUACGAUGAAGUCUUCUCCGGUUCAACCUGCAAGCAAGGUGAACUCGAAGCCGUCGUCAUCGCCACCGGAGUCCACACCUUCUUCGGAAAAGCCGCACAUCUCGUCGACAGCACAAACCAAGUCGGACAUUUCCAGAAAGUUCUUACCUCAAUCGGAAACUUCUGCAUCUGCUCCAUCGCCGUCGGAAUGGCCAUCGAAAUCGUCGUCAUGUACCCGAUCCAACACCGUCCGUACAGACAAGGAAUCGACAAUCUAUUGGUGUUGCUCAUCGGAGGAAUCCCAAUCGCUAUGCCGACUGUUCUUUCCGUCACCAUGGCUAUCGGAUCUCACAGGCUUUCACAACAAGGCGCGAUUACCAAAAGAAUGACAGCCAUUGAAGAAAUGGCAGGAAUGGACGUUCUUUGUUCCGAUAAAACCGGAACUCUAACACUUAACAAACUUUCAGUCGAUAAAAAUUUAAUCGAAGUGUUUGCGAAAGGUAUCGAUAAGGAACAGGUGUUGCUUGAAGCUGCUAGGGCUUCAAGGACUGAAAACCAGGACGCCAUUGACGCUGCCAUUGUUGGAACCCUAGCUGAUCCUAAAGAAGCACGUGCUGGAAUCAGAGAGGUUCAUUUCUUUCCGUUUAACCCUGUAGACAAAAGAACUGCUUUGACUUACAUCGAUGGUGAAGGCAACUGGCAUAGAGCUAGCAAAGGUGCACCUGAACAAAUCCUCACCCUUUGUGCUUGCAAAGAAGAUUUGAAGAAGAAAGUUCACGCCAUGAUUGAUAAAUUCGCUGAACGUGGUCUUCGUUCAUUGGCUGUUGCAAGACAGGAAGUCCCCCAAAAGUCUAAAGAUAGCCCCGGAAGCCCAUGGCAAUUCGUUGGAUUGUUGUCUCUCUUUGAUCCACCAAGACAUGACAGCGCUGAAACCAUUAGACAAGCUCUAAACCUCGGUGUAAAUGUCAAGAUGAUUACAGGUGAUCAACUUGCUAUUGCUAAGGAAACUGGUAGAAGACUUGGAAUGGGAACAAACAUGUAUCCUUCUUCUUCUUUACUCGGUGGACACAAAGAUGAGUCCAUUGCUGCACUUCCUAUUGAUGAGUUGAUUGAGAAAGCAGAUGGAUUCGCUGGAGUCUUCCCUGAGCACAAGUAUGAAAUUGUGAAGAAAUUACAAGAGAGGAAGCAUAUUUGUGGAAUGACUGGUGAUGGUGUGAAUGAUGCUCCUGCUUUGAAAAAAGCUGACAUUGGAAUCGCUGUUGCUGAUGCUACAGAUGCUGCAAGAGGUGCUUCUGACAUCGUGCUUACUGAACCUGGGCUUAGUGUUAUCAUUAGUGCUGUUCUUACCAGUAGAGCUAUUUUCCAAAGAAUGAAAAAUUACACAAUCUAUGCAGUUUCUAUCACUAUCCGUAUCGUGUUUGGAUUCAUGUUCAUUGCUUUGAUAUGGAAGUUUGACUUCUCUCCCUUCAUGGUUCUUAUUAUUGCAAUUCUAAACGACGGGACAAUCAUGACAAUCUCAAAGGAUAGAGUGAAGCCAUCUCCAUUACCCGAUAGCUGGAAACUAAAAGAGAUCUUUGCCACUGGCAUUGUGCUUGGAGGUUACUUAGCUUUGAUGACCGUUAUCUUCUUCUGGAUCAUGAAAGACACCGAUUUCUUCUCCGAUAAAUUUGGAGUGAAAUCUCUGAGAACUAGUGAAACCGAGAUGAUGGCUGCUUUAUAUUUACAAGUCAGUAUUGUGAGCCAGGCUUUGAUCUUUGUGACUCGCUCUCGCAGUUGGUCGUUUGUUGAACGACCUGGAUUCCUACUAAUGGGCGCUUUCUUAGCCGCACAAUUGGUGGCCACUUUAAUAGCAGUGUACGCGGAUUGGAGUUUCGCAAGAAUCAAAGGUUGUGGGUGGAAAUGGGCUGGUGUUGUCUGGAUUUACAGUCUCGUCUUCUAUUUCCCUCUCGACAUCAUGAAGUUUGCCAUCCGGUAUAUCCUUAGUGGCAAGGCCUGGAACAACUUGCUCGACAACAAGACCGCUUUCACGACCAAGAAGGAUUAUGGAAGAGAGGAGAGAGAGGCUCAAUGGGCUCUUGCUCAGAGGACUUUACACGGUCUUCAAGCACCCGAGACUUCAAACAUCUUUAACGAGAAAAGCAGCUACAGAGAACUUUCUGAAAUCGCUGAACAGGCCAAAAGACGUGCUGAAGUUGCAAGGCUUCGGGAGGUGCUGACACUCAAGGGUCACGUGGAGUCAGUGGUGAAACUGAAGGGGCUUGAUAUUGACACAAUUCAACAACAUUAUACAGUAUGAGGAAGUUUUGAUUAAUGAUAAGGGAAAAAAAGGGUCGGUUUUUUACGUUUCUUUUUUUUUUAACUUAUUACUGAAUCGAGGCAAAAACUAGAAGACCAUGUUAAAACCAUGGGGGAGACAUACUAUGUGCUGCAAUGCAGCCUCGAGUGUUUAAAAAUCUAUCUUUGUGAGUAUACCUGCGAAAGGGUUUGUGUUUGGUCGCUUCAUACUUUGUUAGCCAUGAAGCAAAGUUAAAACAUUUUCGGUUUUAGUUAUUUUUCUUUUUUCCCUUUAAUACUCUGUUUUGCAUGUGUAAUGUGCUCUCUCUUCUUGUUUGAAUGAAUCAAUGUAAUGAACAAAACCAAUUUGCAAAUUGGUACUUGUAAUCUACAAGUUUUACUCUUAACAUUUGUGA
This is a messenger RNA of Lactuca virosa, 3457 nucleotides long. NCBI's taxonomy places the organism in Eukaryota, Viridiplantae, Streptophyta, Magnoliopsida, Asterales, Asteraceae. The record is from the annotation of a GenBank genome assembly.